Drosophila willistoni is the source of this 3196-nucleotide messenger RNA. Its product is annotated as acidic repeat-containing protein. The transcript has 7 exons. Gene Ontology annotation, molecular function: protein binding. Bases 630 to 1730 code for a protein of 366 amino acids. The record is from RefSeq and is a predicted model, not a curated record. NCBI's taxonomy places the organism in Eukaryota, Metazoa, Arthropoda, Insecta, Diptera, Drosophilidae.
CAAUGAAGCGAAACUGCGACGCAAAACUCAAAAAGUGCGCUACAAAUUUCAAUAUUUUGGGAUUUUACGUUACUCCAUGUAAAAGGGGAAAAAUUUAAUAGCAAAUUUUAUGUGUGCUGUGCUUAAACACAAAAGGCAAAUGCAAAUUCUGCAAUUUUUUUGCAGAUGAAAAUAUCCAAAUAGUGUAACCAACUCGAAGGACAUUUUUUAAGCAUCCUCGAGGACUAUUGCCCUUACUCUAGAACACUCUGUGUACGUGUGUGUGUAUGUGUGUGCAAAACAAAAAUAAGUGCCACUACGUCUCAACUGCUGCGUAGUUGGUGGACUGCCUUCAAUGAAUGUUUAAUUUCAGCCUGACACAACAGUCAAGGGAAUACGAGACUAAUUAAGCCUGACAGAAGGCGCAAACAACAACCAAGUAACAAAUUAUAACUUUUGGCUCUAAGCACCACAGAAAACGGCGAACCUUAAUAACCUGGAAUAACCAACCAGCCCACAGAAAAACACGGCAUUUGCAGUACCAACAUCUGUAUGUGCAUAAUUGAAAAGACAAUUCGCUGAACCAUGCAAGUGCUAAUUCACAAUUUGUAAUUAGUUUUCCCUCUCCAAGAAAAAAAGAGACUAAAAAUAUGUCAAAUCUUCUGAAUAUGGACAAAUCGAAUGGCAAUGGUGUUUAUGCAGCCAAACCCAACAGCAUGGAUAAUGAUAAUAAUGGCCAUGGUCAUGGACUUAGCUCAACCAACAUGGGUAGCCAGGUUGUGGCCGCUGUUGUGGCAGCUGCAUCGGCCGGCACUUUGCCCACCUCUGCAUCCAGUGAGGAUCUCAGCCAAAGCCUGUCCGAGUACACAGAUGCCGAUGAAAGCAUAUCGGCACCCACAGAAUUUCUCGCAGAGUUUCUGUCUGCCGUCAUGCUUAAGGACUACAAGAAAGCAUUGAAAUAUUGCAAAUUGAUCCUUCAAUAUGAGCCGAACAAUGCCACGGCCAAAGAGUUCUAUCCACUCAUAUUGGACAAGCUGGGAAGUGGCGGUGGUGCCGGUGGUGUUGGUGGUGUGGCCACAGCAAGCGACAGUGAUGAAAACUAUAAUAAAUCUUCAUCGCCCGAGUUGGCCUUGGAGUUGCCUGCCAGCGACGAUGAAGAUGACGACGAUGAAGGACAUUAUCCUGAUGACGAGGAUGCCGAUGUGGAUGACGAUGAGGAUGAUGAUGUUGAAGAUGCUGAUGAUGAUGUUGAUGAUGAUGAUGAUGAUGAUGAUGACGAUGAUAUCGAUGUUGACGAAGACGAUGACAUUGACAUUGUCGAUGUGGAGGCGGAAGAGAGCAGCAGUGGCGAUGAUUUUGAUCUACCGAUUGAUGAACCUCAGGAUAUUGAUGCAGCAGCUGCAAAUGAUGAUUUACCAGUACACACAACACACAAGCAUUCGCAUUCCCAUAAUGACUCUGGUUCCUCUCGCAAUUCCUCAAGCGGUGGCGGAGGUCGCAGCGACAAUACCACACAUUCCUACUCCAGCCUGCUACUCGAAGAGGAAGAUGACAUUGUGCCGGUUAAUCUGAAUUUUACCCAUAAGGAAUCCAUCUCCACAGAUUUGGAUGUCAGCAACGGCAAUAAAAUACCUUCAGCCUCAUGCAGUGACUCGGAAUCCCCCACAGAGCCGUUGACCCAACGAUUGGCGGCCAUUCUGCGCUCCAAAUGUGGUGUCUCAGCCGGCAGCAGCAAUGAUGGUCAAUAUUGAAGGAAAGGAAUCAUAGAUCUUUGCUUUACACAGUGCAAUCGGUUAAUGGAUUAAUAUUUCAAUUUGUGAAUACCCUAAAUCCCCAAAUAUUAUACAUAUAUGAGUUCUCGAGUGUUUAACUAAUUUAUCCUUACUAUUUGCUUUUAUUAUAAUCGUCAAAAAGUUCAAAUAUUUCCCAUUUUUAGUAUAAAUAUGCACAAGAAUUCGAUUACUUUACUUUUAAUUUAAAACUUUGGCAAAAUUUUUGAAUGUUUAUUAAGAAGUUCUCAUUUUGAUUGUAACUUUAAACCCAUUUGAUUUUAAUUUAAAACUUUGGCAAAAUUUUUGAAUGUUUAUUAAGAAGUUCUCAUUUUGAUUGUAACUUUAAACCCAUUUGAUUAUGUGCUUUACUUAUCUAACUUAGAUAGUACAACAAUUUAAGUAUCAUUACACGAUAUCGUUUUCUCAUAGUUGUGGAUUAGGUUCAAAACCAGAUUUUAAAAUCAUUAUUGUUACACUGUGUAAUUCUUGUACCUAUAUGCAUGUGUAUAUAUAUCUGUAGCUAUGUAUAUUCUUGAUGACAGAAAUAUUUGUACGCCCCCUUUAUGCCCAGCUAAUCUCCCUCUUAUAACUAGAAGAAACCAAAAAAUACCCAAGAAAAUCAGCAACGAUAAAAUCUAGUGCGAUUGCGCUUUAUAAGAACCUAGAAACCGUCCCUAAACUGCAUACACGUGUUUUUUCCAAAACUAUUUACUUCAAAUAUAUAUAUAUAUGCAAUAUGUAUUCCCUAGACAAACCGACAUAUCGUACAAAACUUAAUAAGUACUAACUAUAUACAUAAAAAGAAACUACAUAAACACAUAAUACCUACAUUAAAACUGAAUAACAUUAUAUAUGUAAAAUGUACUAUAUAGCCUAGACUUAUGUAAAACAUAGUUUAUGCUCGUUUCACUUGAAGAGCAAGUAAAUAUAUAUAUAUAUAUAAAUCUAUAUACUCGGUAUCAUAUAUAACAGAAAUCUAUAUACAUAUGUAUACAUAUGUAUGUAUUAGUAAGACACUCUGACAAAAUAAGCGCACAGGACUGGAGAUUUUGGAAUGCUGUUGGCUAAAAACAUUUACACAUUAGCAUUUUAUAGAGAGAUCGAUUUUUUCCCCCCUCCCACUCUUAGAAAAUUUAUACUUAUACGAUUAGCAUUAAUUUAGAAAGCCAAAACGCAAAUAAAAACGAAAACAAAAACAAAACGGUACGAGUUAAAAUGGAUAAAGUCUGAUACUACAGAAUAGCAAGAACGUGUGUUGGAGCUACAAAGGGAAAUGUGGUCCAAAGUCAUAAAAAACAACAACUAAAUGUGUAGAGAUCUAUGUAUAAGAUACUAAAUACAUAUACAUAUAUUUUUUGAUUAUCCAUAAACAUUGUCAAUCUCUUAUCAAUAUCUUGCAAAAUGUUCAAAUAUUGUAACAUUUUUUUUCGAAUAAUCAUCCUACA